ACACGCUGGCACACACAUUUGUACACCGAACCCCGUGUGCGCACAUAUAGCGUUCGACGGUGACCACCAAACGCCGCCGCUCACGCUCCCAGACCGCCGGCGUUCGCACCAAUCCCGCCAUGCUCGCGAGGGCCAUUCCGCGGCCGUGCUCCGGCGGCAGCGGCGUCAACGUCCGGUGCCGCCACGACGCACCGGGCACGAGGCCGUGGGUGCCCGGUGGCCUCGCACGCGGAGCUGGCGUCAAGCUCGUCGCGGUGAGGCCGGCGACGACGGUUGUGGCGGCGGCCGCCGGGGAGAGGAGGAGGACGGCGGGGCCGGAGCCGGUGGCCACCGCCGCGGCGGCGGCGGCGGACGGGACGCAGCUCGCCAAUGGGUCGGUCGUCGCAGGUAUCAGCAAGCUUGUGACCUCGACCGUUGGGAAAUCGACAAAUAUCCUGUGGCAUGAGUGCCCCAUAGGGCAGAACGAGAGGCAGAUGUUGCUGAACCAGAAGGGUUGUGUCGUGUGGAUCACGGGACUAAGUGGUUCAGGAAAGAGCACGCUCGCAUGCGCGCUGAGCAGGGAGCUGCACUCCAGAGGGCAUCUGGCAUAUGUUCUUGAUGGGGACAACCUCAGACACGGGUUGAACCGGGAUCUCAGCUUCAAAGCAGAGGACCGUGCUGAAAACAUACGCAGAGUAGGAGAAGUAGCAAAGCUAUUCGCAGAUGCUGGCCUGAUCUGCAUUGCUAGCUUGAUAUCACCUUACAGAAGUGACCGAAGCGCGUGUCGCAAUUUGCUGCCCAAUUCUUCAUUCAUAGAGGUAUUUCUGAAUGCCCCACUUGAGGUAUGCGAAGCAAGGGAUCCGAAGGGGUUGUACAAGCUUGCCCGUGCCGGCAAAAUCAAAGGAUUUACUGGGAUUGAUGAUCCUUAUGAACCACCAUCUGAUUGUGAGAUAGUGAUAGAGUGCAAAAUUGGGGACUGCCCUUCACCUAAAUCAAUGGCUGAUCAAGUAGUGUCAUAUCUCGAAGCAAACGGAUUCUUAGAGGACUAGAGGUGUAUGUCAGUGAUGCCCCUUCAGAAGCAUUGGGUUGCCAAAAAUGGUAGACAUCACACUUCAAGUCCAUAUCAUUCGGUUCACAGAUGGUGCACAGCUUAUGGCCAACUCUGGUGGCAUAUGUUUAUGUUAGAGUCAGCAGUGCAAAAUGUAACGUGUAUAGUUGUACGAUGAAGUGGACUGUUUGACACCAAAACCACAAAUGGUUCAUGAAAAAGGGACCUUCCUGGGGACCGAGGCUCUGCUUGCUUACUAAAGGGUGCUGUCAAG
This is a messenger RNA of Setaria italica (foxtail millet), 1301 nucleotides long. RefSeq names its product adenylyl-sulfate kinase 3. NCBI's taxonomy places the organism in Eukaryota, Viridiplantae, Streptophyta, Magnoliopsida, Poales, Poaceae. Gene Ontology annotation, biological process: sulfate assimilation. The transcript has 7 exons. The coding region runs from base 120 to 1028 and encodes 302 amino acids. The record is from RefSeq and is a predicted model, not a curated record. Gene Ontology annotation, molecular function: ATP binding; adenylylsulfate kinase activity.